Entrophospora candida is the source of this 2496-nucleotide messenger RNA. Lineage: Eukaryota; Fungi; Glomeromycota; Glomeromycetes; Entrophosporales; Entrophosporaceae. The record is from the annotation of a GenBank genome assembly.
AUGACUUUACCAAAUGUUCCGUCAAGAAGAAAUAAUUAUAUAUUUAUUAAUGAAUUAAAUCCAUUAAAAAAUAUUAAUUUACUAGAAAAUAAUAACGAAUAUUUUGAUAUUAAGAACCUAAAAUAUUUAUAUCCAGUUCAUGGCGAUGAAAAAGUUACAAAAACAAUAAUAGUUAUCACUAAUUUCAGUUCACUAAAUGGCAUUAAACAAGGAUUAGAAGCAAUAAAAUAUUUGAAAAAUUCAUUUGAUGUUAGAUUAACUUUUAUUCAUAAUAGUAAUUCAUCGGAAUUAUCAACCUCAAAUCAGAUUAAUAAUGAAUCAAUAGAAAUAUCAUCAUUAAUGCAUUAUUUGUUAUAUGGUGAUGAUGAUGAUGAUAACAAUAAUAAAAAACUUGAAUUAAUUGAAUUAUUAUUUGAAGAAGUUAUCAAUAAUGAAAAUAAUCUUAUUAAUAGUUUAUCUAAUAAGGGUAUUAAUAAUAAAGAUUCAAUUGAAUUUUGGAAUAACUGGAAGUUUAGUUUUAUUGAUAAAUUAUCACUUAAACCAUCACAUGAUUCUGAUGAAUCAAUAAUUAUAAUUAACGGAAGAGUAAAAUUAAAUGAAAGAAUUAAUCCUACUCUUGAUGCAAUUAAAACACUUGAUUUAAUCAAUCAAUUUAAUUUAACUGGUUCAGUUUUUUCAGAUUUUGUUGCAAAAGUCACUUCAGUAAUCUCUGAAUCAACAAUUUCUGAUGUUCCGUUUGGAAUAUUUGAUAAUCAAGAAAUAAAACGAGAUAGACCAUAUAAAAAAUUAUUCGGAGAACAUUGUCGAUUAAAUGUAAUCGGAAAUCUUGAUACUGCUAUCUAUCAAUUCGGUGUUUUACUUGAUCCAAUAAGUGAAACUGCUCAAAAAUGUCUUAAUCCUUCAGCAUUAUUUAACAAUCUUCCAAAAGAUCUACUUUUAACUCUUGGAAUGGAUGUAAUUCAACCUUGGGUUGUAACUCCAAAAGUAUCAGUUUACGAUCUAGAUAACAUUCGUUUAACUAAUGUAAACGUCAGGGUUGAUUCAAUAUUUGAACUUAAAAAUAUCCUAAUCGAAGGUCAUGCACGAGAUCUCACAUUGAACACUCCUCCAAGUGGAUUGCAACUUAUUUUGAAAGAGGACAUUAACAGCAGCAAUGAUAAAAACGACAGCAUAAAAACUAAUAGGAUAAUUGAUGGUACAAUUGUUAUGGAAAACCUUGGCUAUUUUCAAUUGAAAGCUAAUCCUGGUAUUUGGCUUUUGGGUCUAAGAGAGAAUUGUAGAUCAAGUGAAGUUUAUGAAAUAGAAAGUGUUGGUAGUGAGGGUUGGUAUAGCCGUAAUGUUGAAGAAAUAGGUUAUGAAAUAACAUUAAAUAGUUUUGAAGGUUUAAUGAUUUAUCCACGUAUGAGAAGAAAAAAGGGUAAAGAAAAUGAGAACCUAUUAAAUUUUAAAGAUGGUGUCAAUCUUAAUAACGAUGAUGACGAGGCGAAUAAAGGCAUUUGGAAUAGAUUGAGGAACACCAAUAAUAAGACAAAAGCAGAAAUAAAUAUAUUUUCUGUAGCAUCUGGUCAUUUAUAUGAAAGAUUUUUAUCAAUAAUGAUUCUAAGUGUAUUAAGACACACUAAAAGUCAUGUAAAAUUUUGGUUUAUUGAAAAUUUCUUGUCUCCUUCAUUUAAGGAUUUUAUUCCACAUAUGGCAAAAGAAUAUAAUUUUGACUAUGAACUUGUAACUUAUAAGUGGCCUCAUUGGUUAAGAGCUCAAAAAGAAAAACAGAGAACCAUAUGGGGUUAUAAAAUUUUAUUUCUAGAUGUUUUAUUUCCAUUAGAUUUAGAUAAAGUUAUAUUUGUUGAUGCUGAUCAGAUUGUAAGAACUGAUCUUAAAGAAUUGAUAGAUAUGGAUUUAAAAGGCGCUCCAUAUGGUUAUACACCAUUCUGUGAUAAUAGACCGGAAAUUGAUGGAUUUAGAUUUUGGAAACACGGUUAUUGGAAUGAAUAUUUAAGAGGAAAACCAUACCAUAUUAGUGCACUUUAUGUUAUAGAUUUACAAAGAUUUAGACAAAUGGCAGCCGGUGAUCAAUUGCGUGGUCAAUACCAAAUUCUAAGUGCGGAUCCAAACUCUUUAUCAAAUUUAGAUCAAGAUCUACCAAAUCAUAUGCAACAUCAUAUUCCAAUAUUUUCACUUCCACAAGAAUGGUUAUGGUGUGAAACUUGGUGCAGCGAUGAGUCAUUGCUGGUUGCUAAAACUAUCGAUUUAUGUAAUAAUCCAAUGACAAAAGAACCAAAACUCGAUAGAGCAAAAAGACAAAUUCCUGAGUGGGGAUCAUACGAUAAAGAGAUUGCUGAUUUGGCUAGAAAAAUUUCUCAACAAAUAGAAAAAGGAAAUAUAUCUGGUAUUCUUAAAAUAGUUGGUAAUGGUGAAAUUAUUAUUAAUGGUAACAAUGACGUUGAUAAUGUUGAUGGCGAUGAUAAAUCAUCAUUUACUCGUAGAGUUGAAUUAUGA